AUGCAGGCCUUGUGGUCAAGGGCUGCUCAGGCUCAAUCGUCCUGCUGCUGUAGAAUUUGUCUCCAUUCAACCACCGCGCUAGCCCGACGAGCGACCACCGCGACAUCCCGACAGAGAGCGACUGCUGCUGAUAUCUUCACGGCAUGCUACACGACGAUUCUCGGCACGGCAGCCGUGCUCGAUGCGAAGAGGAAGGAAGAUAGGAGACGGGAACUUGACCAGAAACUAGAGCAUGCCAGAGCCGCAUUGGGCAGCCUCGCAACACAGGAGGCUCCCAGUUCCCAGGUCGACGACGACUACCACGAGAACUUUCCAUCGCACAACACAGAUGACCCUAGAGGCAAAAAUGGAUCCUCCGAAGAAAGGGAGGCACAGAGUACAGCAGACCUGCUCGAUGAAUUGGGUCGUCUGGCUAUGGCCAUCCACCCAAGUCGCCCUCGCUCGUCAUGGUUACACACCCAGAUCGACUGGGUUGGGGUCGAGUCAGCCAUUGCAGCAGAGGAGAAGAAUCCCAAAAUUUCGCUUCGACACCCCAAAUCAGAGCGCCAGUUGGAGUUGACGACCCACACGGUUGAGGCAUUGGUCCGCCAUCUACUGCACCGAAGCCGGUACCCCGUUGGGCCGGACGGGCGUUCAGUGCCGGCGGCCGCAGAGGACUGGAAAGGAGAUAGACUAUUAGACGAAGUGACGGAGCUUCAAGACAGUCCCCAUUAUCCCAGCUUUGAACAUCCACAUACAGAUCCUGCAGCAGCCACGGAAGCGCGGAACCUACUGAGCGAGUCUUUUAGGCGCAUCUUCAACCGAACAACUAGCUCCAAGGAGAUGGUCGGCAAGAUCUGUUAUAACUUGCUGCUGUCUACCACUCCGCCGAAUAUUCACAACUACAACACGCUCAUAGCCGGAUUCAAUCGAGUCGAACGCCCAGAUUUGGCGCAAGCCGUCAUUGAUUCAUACCUUGACAACGUCAGAUGGCCUGCCACUCAACAGACCAUGGUGUGUCUUCUCAACCAUGCUAGAGGCACAAAUAAUCUCGAACACUUUCGAGAAAUAAUAGGCCGGAUGAGGGGAGUUACCGAGGAUGGGCUGCAUUUCCGAAUUAUGUCACGCGAGGCCAUAUACAACGAUCAGGGCUGGCUUUGGGCUGACAAGCUCGCUGCUUCUCGGAAGUGCGCCUACGUUCAAAAAGCAAGACGCGGCAACCAAGUGUUUGAUAGCUUGAUUCGAGGGUGGCUUCAUUUCGAGAAAAUUGGCGCCGCCAGUAUGUCUUUCGUGGCAUGCAUCCGCAAUGGGCGCAUGAUUUCCAUUGACACCAUCCACGAGCUCUUGACGGAGUGUCUUUCCCACCAGGACCAACAAGCAGCGCGGGCUAUGUUGAAGGGCCUGGCAAAGAAUUUUGAAAAAUUUGAGGCGUUGAUUGAGCAUAUUAUUGCGCAGGCAUCGACACGAAUGGCACGGAAAAUAGCGGAUAUGUUUAAUACCCUAUUCGACCUAUGCGAGAUGCCCUACAGGCCAUUGAUAGGGAGCGUACGAAGGUCUCUCAUUGACGUGGCAGAGAGGUUUCGAUAUCUCAAUGCCACUAUGCUUGAGAAAUUGGAUAAGGAAAACAUCAGUGCUUCAAUUUCCGAUACUGGCAAGGCUCUACAGGAUCAGGUGGCUGAAGCAUUUGCCUCCGUGGAUGGCAAAACAUCGAUGUGGCAACUGGACACCAAACUGAGCAGCCAUUCGAGAAAGGUGGCGAGGCUGGCAGCGCUGUUCAAACGAUGCCGAGUACUUGAGGAAAAGACCAAGCGGUUGGAUGUUCAUGUGAAGGUUGAACUGAUCAAGCAGAGGAGUGGUCUGGAUCUUGAUCCGAGGUCCAGACUUCCGCCCAUCGAUUGGGUAAACCGCCUACCGAAUCAAGGCUACCCUGCUCUAUUUUACGCGGUGCAGUCUAUUCAACUUACGUCGGAGCCGCUCGCCAAAAACGAUAUCAAAGCCCAGAUUCUGCAGGCUAUACCUGACAAACAAUUGGCUAAAUUACUUCUGAAAACCACAACUGGGGCAAACCUGGGUCUGGGGACGCUGAUCAGUUUGCAUCGUUGGAAACCUAGUUGUUUAGGCGAGACGUCCAAUUUGCCAGCAAGUCCCACUGUGGCCAUGCAGUUGGAGGAACAAGUAUUGAAAGCUGAGGAAGUCACUAAGGCCAUCCUGUUCACGCACCUGAGACUCCGAGGACAGGAGCAAAUCCGGCAUCGUUACCAAACUUGGCAUGAUGUACCUUUGUCGCGGCUUUUUACCCGAUAUAACUUGGAAAUGCACAGGCGAUGGGCCCAGUUCUCCGGUAUAGAGAGUGAGUGGGAGUCUGCAAACAACGAGCUGGAAACAACAGAAGCUGUGCUCGCUAAGCUGGGACAUACAGUGGAAGAAGCAUUGAUUGAUGAGCGAUCUCGGGAGCACGGGUGCACACCGUUAUACGGUGGGGACAGGGGACUGCCCACCGGACACGGGGCGCUAUCGAUUGUCUCCCAACGGCAUUCAGCCUCUAGGCUGGCCGCCCAGUCGGCCUGA
Messenger RNA from Pseudomassariella vexata, 2547 nucleotides. RefSeq lists its product as uncharacterized. The record is from RefSeq and is a predicted model, not a curated record. The transcript has a single exon. The coding region runs from base 1 to 2547 and encodes 848 amino acids. Gene Ontology annotation, molecular function: protein binding. NCBI's taxonomy places the organism in Eukaryota, Fungi, Ascomycota, Sordariomycetes, Amphisphaeriales, Pseudomassariaceae.